Messenger RNA from Syngnathus typhle (broad-nosed pipefish), 3173 nucleotides. RefSeq names its product cytochrome P450 2C31-like. The record is from RefSeq and is a predicted model, not a curated record. NCBI's taxonomy places the organism in Eukaryota, Metazoa, Chordata, Actinopteri, Syngnathiformes, Syngnathidae. Gene Ontology annotation, molecular function: oxidoreductase activity, acting on paired donors, with incorporation or reduction of molecular oxygen, reduced flavin or flavoprotein as one donor, and incorporation of one atom of oxygen; iron ion binding; heme binding. Gene Ontology annotation, biological process: xenobiotic metabolic process. The coding region runs from base 301 to 1794 and encodes 497 amino acids. Gene Ontology annotation, cellular component: intracellular membrane-bounded organelle; cytoplasm. The transcript is spliced from 9 exons.
CGCUUGGCCUGUUCCUAGUGUCAACAAAUCAGUUGUGCCUCAUUGCCGCAAAAAGUUUUUCCAAAUGAAAUUCAGCCCAAAAGACAAAUUUCAAGCUUACUUUUAACAAUAUUAUGAAACAUCAGAUACCUCAAGGGCAACUUUUGUUGCCCAAUUUCCCCGUUUUGUUCAAAUGUGUUUGUUUUGAUGACUCUCCCGUAGCUUAAAUUAAAUUAAAUUAGAUUAGAUUAGGCAUCUGGGCGGUAUUUAGAGGCGCCACCUCGGGAAAGCCACACUAGCGGAACAGUCCAACGGGACAUCAUGUCGAUGUAUAGCGUGUUCCUGGGUCUGAAUACUUGGGGGGUGCUCCUUUUAGGUCUAGCCCUUUUCCUCCUAUGGGCCACCUUUGGCAAAAAGGAGCCGGCAAAUUUCCCACCCGGGCCGCUCGCCCUGCCUCUCGUCGGAAGCGUUUUCAAUAUUGCUGUCAAGCAGCCUCACGUGUAUCUGACGCAGUUGGCCGACACUUACGGGAACGUGUUCUGCAUCAGUGUGGGAGAAGAGAAGACGCUGUUUGUGUGUGGAUGGAAGAUGGUGAAGGAAGUCCUCGUGACGCAGGCUGACAAAUUUGUAGACCGACCCUACCAGGCCAUGUUUGCCAGACUGUACAAUCGACACACAGGAGGGCUUUUGUGCAGCAACGGCAAGACGUGGAGGAGGCAGCGUCACUUCGCCAUGGGCACCCUACGCACCUUCGGCCUGGCUAACGGCAUCACGGAGAGGACCAUCAACGAGGAGAGCCAACACCUAUGCCAGGCCUUGGAAAAACACCAAGGUGAACUAUUUGAUCCCGCCUCCGAGUUGAACAGCGCAGUGGAAAACAUCAUUUCUCAGGUGGCUUUUGGGAAGAGGUUUGACUACAGUGACCCAAACCUAAAGCAGCUGCACGCCACCAUGGCAGAGAUGGUCUAUCUGCAAGGUUCCGUGUGGGCCCAGCUCUACAAUGCCUUCCCGGCAGUGAUGAAGCGAUUGCCUGGGCCCCACAACAGAAUCUUCAGCAACUUCCAAGCCGUAGGGAAGUUCAUCAAAACCCAGAUGCAAAUCCACAAGUUGGAGUUUGACCCCAGCAACCCACGAGAUUACAUCGAUGCCUUCCUGGUGGAAAGCAAAGACAAAGCUAACAGUGAGCUGGGUUUCACAGAAGAAAAUCUGGUUCUGUGCUGUCUGGAUCUGUUCCUUGCCGGAACGGAAACUUCCUUCAGGACACUGCAAUGGGGACUUCUCUUCCUCAUCCAGAGCCCUGAAAUCCAGGACAAAGUCCAGGCGGAGAUCGAGCGAGUGAUUGGGCCGAGCCGCCUCCCCAAGAUGGCCGACAGAGCCCACAUGCCCUACACUAACGCGGUCAUCCAUGAGAUCCAGAGAAUGGCCAACAUCAUUCCUCUCAACGGAGGGAGAGUGGCCUCGACAAACCUGAAACUGGGGGACUAUGUCAUCCCCAAGGGCACCACCGUGUUGCCCAUCUUGACAUCGGUGCUGUUUGACAAGAACGAAUGGGAAACUCCACAUACAUUCAACCCUGGACACUUCCUGGAUUCUGAUGGCAAUUUUGCGAAGAGGAAUGCAUUCGUAGCUUUCUCCGGAGGCAAACGUGCAUGUCUAGGUGAAGGCCUAGCCAAAAUGGAGCUGUUCUUGUUCCUCGUGGCUAUGCUGCAGAAGUUCACGUUCUCCGUGCCUGAAGGAGUCGAGCUAAGCUCCGAGGGAAUCGUUGGAGUGACGCGCUCGCCGCACCCCUUCAAAGUCUUCGCUACAGCCCGCUGAGGGUCGAACACACUCAUUUUAUUUCUUCUUAAAUGGAACUUGAUGCAGGCAAAGGUGCUUUUCAUCCAUUUAGCUAUCCUAGACUUAUUUAAACUGCUAUAUAUAAUUAUUCAGGUUUAUAACAGCUCGAUGUUUGUGAAAUUAGACAUUUAUUUUCAUAAAAGACACUCGACAUACACACAAUAAAUUACAUUUGCGGACGCAUCCCGUUUGCAAUUGUUAAGCACAUUCCGAGGGCUGCGUUCAGAAGAGGUUUCACAUAGAUUCAGCGACUUCAAGCGGGAAGGCUUCACAAUACAUUUUGAGGCAGCUUACAUGAAUAAUAUUUCACGCUUUGCAAUGAUCGUAACGUUUUCACAAGUGAAAUGUGGUCAAUCAUUGCGUCAUACAUUUUUGCAUGGCCCCACAAUAAAACCUAAAAUGGUCUCUGGUAGAAAAAUGGCAGCUAAGCUCUAAUCAGCCACUGCACUAUUUAAUCGGGUGAUUGUCAAAGUGAGCUAUCUAGUACCACCACCUUUUUAGUACAACACAUUUGCAAUUAAUCUUUCACCAACUGGUUGUUUUUUAUCCUUUCUAAAGCUCCUCAAAUUUCUUCAACCUAAUUUCUUGGCACCCUGAAGAUGCCAAAGUAAUACUUUUAUAUUAAAAUACAAUUGAAUUAGACCAAGACAUUAUACGGGAAAUUAAAGCAGUGCUUUGUCGCCGCCUUGUGGUCUCAAUUGGAAAAUACAAACUGUCACUCUACUGUUCAAUUAAUUUAGUGAUUCUAUGACGAGCCUCGCUUUGAGAAUCGCCACACAUGACACAUGGCACUGACAUGUGACACGCAUGAUUUGUGAAGUGGAAAAAUGCAGAGCGAGGUGAAAAGCAGUCACUCGUAUAGUAGUUCAUAAAAAGCCUGGUGCUCACUGUCGAUGAAGGAGUGCAGCGCCGACAGCAUGGAACCUUCCGGACCCCCGAAGGUGGUGUACUGUAGCUCCUCGGGGGUGGGAGUGGGCGGGGCCAGGCGUGCGGGUUGCAGAGAGGUCACGGGGGCAGCGGACGUGUGGUUGGGGCUCACGUGCUUCUUGUGGCGUGCUCGGCAGUUCUGGAACCACACCUGCACAAUCCAGUUUGUCUUUAUAUGCACAGUAAUGAUCCUAUUUAUAUUCAUAAACAGAAGUUUUAUUAUUAUUAUGCUUAUUUUUGUUUGUGUUAUGUUUGCUUGAACCUGUAUGACUCUUCGACUGAGGCCCGUCUGCUCGGCCAGUUUCUGCAGCGUCUGAGCAUCCGGGUUGUUGUCCUGGGCAAACUGCGCCUGCAUCACCUGCAUUUGUAAAAAAUGGGGUUAAAUAAUAGAACAAUACAUCACAAUCUGUAAUAAACACAUACAGAAAAUA